Molecule: messenger RNA, 1476 nt
Organism: Pneumocystis murina B123
Lineage: Eukaryota; Fungi; Ascomycota; Pneumocystomycetes; Pneumocystales; Pneumocystaceae
Product: aspartyl/glutamyl-tRNA(Asn/Gln) amidotransferase, B subunit
Exons: 10
Coding region: 1-1476 (491 amino acids)
Biological process (GO): mitochondrial translation; glutaminyl-tRNAGln biosynthesis via transamidation
Molecular function (GO): glutaminyl-tRNA synthase (glutamine-hydrolyzing) activity
Source: RefSeq, a predicted model, not a curated record
AUGAAACUAUCCACAAUAUUUCCAAGGAACUCUAUCCAAGAAAAUAAACAAAUUUAUAAAUACUAUAGUACCAUACGAUCCUUAAUUCCAGCAAUUGGUCUAGAAGUUCAUGCUCGAUUAGCAACUUCUACAAAAUUAUUUUCAAAAUCGAAAAAUGAAUCCUCUGAAAUUCCUAAUUCUUCAGUAGACUUUUUUGAUGUAUCUCUUCCUGGUACUCAACCAGGAUCUAUUAAAUCAGCAUUGGCCUUGUCAUGUGAAUUUCCAAAAAAAUGUUCUUUCGACAGAAAACAUUAUUUCUAUCUAGAUCAGCCUUCUGGAUAUCAAAUUACUCAAUAUUAUCAUCCUUUAGCUAAAAACGGAUUUAUUAAGUUAUACAAAUCAAAUGAAAAAAAUCAACCCGAGCUAUUUAUAGUUAAAAUUAAAGAAAUACAUCUUGAACAAGAUACAGGAAAAGUUUCAUAUCUAUCUAAUCCAUCAAGAUCAUUAGUUGAUUUUAAUCGCAUGGGAUCAUCAUUAAUCGAAAUAGUUACUACACCAUGCCUUUCAUCUGGAAAAGAAGCAGGAGAAACUUUGAAAGAAAUUCAAUCUAUUCUUAGGAAUAUAGGUACUAGCGAUGCAAAUAUGGAAGAUGGGGGAUUAAGAUGUGACGUUAAUGUAUCAAUUGGUAAUAAUCCAAGGUGUGAAAUUAAAAAUUUAGCAAAUUAUGAAAUCAAACGACAGAUUUCUACUAUUAGCUUAGGCAAAAAAAUUGAAAAACUAACUCUUGGAUAUGAUAUAAAAAAAAAAACCACAAUAGAGUUAAGAGAUAAAGAAGAUACUAUAAGCUAUAGAUACAUACCAGAUCCAGAUCUCCCUGAAAUUAUACUUUCAAAAAAACUAUUAGAAGAAUGUAAAAAUUCUCUUCCUGAGCUUCAAAAUGAUAUUUUUCAGAAAUAUUUAUCAUAUCCUUAUGAAUUACCACUGAAAACGAUUAAAACUUUAAUUGAAAAUCAUGCACUUGAUUAUUUUGAGAAAAUAUUAAAAAUUUUAGGAAAUCCAAAAAAUUAUUCAAAGAUAACAGGAAACUGGAUUGUUAAUAAACUUAUAGGACAACUUAACAUUCGAAAUAUUCCAUUUGAAAAAAAUCCAGUUAGACCAGAUCAAAUGGCUUCUAUAAUUGAAGCUAUUAAGUUAGAAUAUAUUACAGAUAUAUCAGCCAGAUAUAUUCUCCUAAACAUAAUUAAUGGUGAUACACGAGAGAUUUAUGAUAUUAUAAAAACAUUUAACUAUGAACGUACUUCUGACACUUAUUUAAUGCUAGAAACAUGCCGAAAAAUAAUAAACAUCCAUAAAAAACAAGUUGAUCAAUAUAAAUCAGGCCAAAAUAAAGUGUUAAAAUGGAUUUUAGGAAAAGUUAUAAAAGAGACACAGGGAAGAUUUCCAGCGAUAGAAUUAGAACAAUUAUUGCAAAAGGUUAUUAAUAAAAACAAUAUUUAA